Messenger RNA from Sodiomyces alkalinus F11, 754 nucleotides. RefSeq lists its product as hypothetical. The transcript is spliced from 2 exons. NCBI's taxonomy places the organism in Eukaryota, Fungi, Ascomycota, Sordariomycetes, Glomerellales, Plectosphaerellaceae. The annotation marks the transcript as partial. The record is from RefSeq and is a predicted model, not a curated record.
CGUCGUCUUCCCGUCUUCGUCUUCUCUACACUGUCUUUCCCACUACCUGUCGCUCGCUGAUACCACUUCUCCUAAUACAAGGGACGAUUUCUACAAGUUCUUUCUAGUCCACCACUCGUUAUAUCUAUACAUCUAAUUUCUCUUGAAUUCCUUUUUUUAUUUUUGUUUUAUUUUAGUAAUUUACCUCCUUAAUCAGUCCAUAAAGAUGAAGUUCAUCCUUCCUAUCACUCUCCUUGCCGGCGCCGCCGCCGUCUCUGCCCAGUCCAGCGCCCCCCAGUGCGACGCCUUGUAUAUUGUCGAGACCUGUCUGGAGGGCCAGAACCAGAUCUUCAAUGCCUGCGCGCACGACGACUGGGACUGCAAGUGCCACGGCGCCGAAGCCAUCGCGACAUGCUACAACAACUGCCCCAGCGACCCCCGCGCCAAUGCCGCCAGGGGCCAGGUGACCAUCCACUGCCAGAACGCCUCCAUCCACGGCACCGCCGCCCGCCACGCCGCCACGGCCACGGCCGCCCCCACCGAGGCCAGCGAGUCGGCUGAUGCUGCUACUGCUGCUACCCCGACCCCGACUGCCGCGUCCAACAACAACAACAACAACAACAACAACGCGGAGGAGGGAGACGACAGCGAGGCCUCCGCGAGCCGGGCCAGUGCCAGUGCUUCUGCGAGCGCUGCCGCCGAUGAGGACCCCGAUUCUGGUGUCGCCCGGCUCGCUCGCAAUACCGGGGGCCUGCUCCUCGCCGUUGCUGGCGUU